GGGAAACGGAAGCGGAAGUGCCGCCAUCUCCUCGUACCAGCCGAGCAACAGCAGGGUCAGUACAGAUGUUAUUUGAGAAAGUAGCGCUAUUAUAUUCGCAAAAGCGGUUACAUGACACGUUCUAUAUAUAAAUGCCGAGCACGACUCGAGGGGCGAUAGUUGUGAAGGAAAACCGCUGCCGAGUCACUCUGUCACGCACUCACACGCGUCUCUUUAUGAGUUGAGUUAGCAUAGCGCGGCAGCUCACGUCUCUAGAUGAGUGUUUUUAAUUUAGCACCGUGACAGAGGCAACAGCGCGCUCCUUUACUCCCGUCUCCACUGACAAUAACCCGCUUUCUGCUAUUCGGCUGGAUGUCUGGUGGUGUUUGAGAGGAAGAACAGAAGCUCAGCGAUAAUUCACCCCACAUCUGUGCUUCUGGGCCCUCAUGUGGCCGCCGUGCAGAGGUUUGGAACAGUGGACAGGCUAAGCACUCAGAGACCCCGACCUGAGCACACACACAAAGAGAGACCGAGAGGGGGGGAGAGAGACUGACACUCCCAGAUUUUGCAGAACCUGAUAGCCAGCCUGUUGCCAUGUCGACAUCAUCUCUGCGGCGACAAGUGAAGAACAUUGUUCACAAUUACUCAGAGGCAGAGAUAAAGGUUAGGGAAGCAACCUCUAAUGACCCAUGGGGUCCCUCUAGCUCUCUGAUGUCAGAGAUUGCUGACCUGACAUACAAUGUUGUGGCCUUCUCAGAGAUUAUGAGCAUGGUCUGGAAGAGACUCAACGACCAUGGGAAGAACUGGAGACAUGUAUAUAAAGCUAUGACUCUUAUGGAGUAUCUGAUAAAGACGGGUUCAGAGAGAGUGGCACAGCAAUGCAGGGAAAACAUCUACGCCGUUCAGACGCUCAAAGAUUUCCAGUACAUUGACAGAGAUGGCAAGGACCAGGGUGUGAAUGUACGGGAAAAGGCCAAGCAGCUGGUGACUUUGCUAAAAGAUGAGGAGAGGCUACGAGAGGAGAGGAUCCAUGCACUCAAGACCAAAGAGAAGAUGGCACAGACCAGCAGUGCAUCUUCGGCCCCUUCUGCUCCUGCUUUAGGGGGAGGACUGCACUCGGGAGCAGACGCUGAGCAGGCGUGGCCCCAGAGCUCUGGAGAGGAGGACCUGCAGCUCCAGCUGGCACUGGCCAUGAGCAAGGAGGAGGCGGAGCAGACUAGCAAAGACCCUCUGGAAGAUGCAGAGCUCCGCUACGCACUCACAGUCAGCCAGGAGACUCACCAAAAGGAGGAGCGUCUGCGCAGGGGAGACGACCUGAGGCUGCAGAUGGCCAUCGAGGAGAGUAAGAGGGAGAAAUCCAAGCCCGAGGAGUCGUCUCUGAUGGAGUUGAGUGCCGUAGAUCCAUGGGGGGCUCCUGCGACGGGCUCCGCAGGACCCUCUCCUCCUCCCGCUUUGGCUCCUGCGUCUACCGCUGGGCCAUGGGGCCCCGCUGACCCGUGGGGAGCCGCCUCCCCCGCCUCUCCCCAGAGUGCUGACCCCUGGGGAGGAGCACCGGCAACAGUAGCCCCGGACCCAUGGGGCGACUCGUCCUCUAGAGUGAACUCUGACCCCUGGGCGUCCACAGCUGUGACCCCUCCAAGUGCCGACCCUUGGGCUCCCUCAGUGGCUCCGGCCCCUACCCCGCUCUCAGGGUCAACCGAUCCCUGGGCAGCGGAAGGAGCUGCCCCUGCCACUGAUGGUCUGAUCUCUGACCCCUGGAGUGGUUCAUUUAAACAAACUAACGGCACAGCAGAUCCAGAGAGAAGAGGCUCCUCAGUGACAGGAGGUGAUACUGGAGGUGGAGGCAGCACAGGCUCUCCGGUGCCCUUUGAUCUUUCAUCGCUCAGUUCCUCCUUGCCUGUUCGAAAAACACCAGAGUCAUUCUUGGGUCCCAAUGCUGCACUCGUGGAUUUGGACUCGCUAGUAUCAUCAAAACCCAAACCUAAACAAGCACCACCGCCAAGCAUCUCCUCCACAUCUCACAACCCCUUCCUACAGACGCAAGGUCCCUCCUCAACAGGUAUGGGAGUUACUCCAGGCAGUACCAUUUCCAGUAGAGGGGUGUCUCCGACCCCGCCUUCUGCUUCUAAUCCUUUUGGCGCGACCCCGAUGGCAUCCAUCUCCCCUCAACCUUCUUCGCUCAGUCUAAGCCAGCUCCGCACGAGCCCCAUUCCCCAGAAUCCUAUGCUGGGUCACAUGCCUCCACCAGCAGUGGGAAUGGUUCAGCCGGGGAUGGGCAUGCCAGGAAUGGGGGUCCCUAUGGUGGUCCCUGGUAUGGGCAUGGGAAUGGUACAAUCCAGCCCAAUGGGCAUGCCUUUUGGUGGAAUAUCCCCCAUGGGUCCUGCAGGAAAUCCCUUGCUAAUGGGCCCCGGAGGCCCUGCGCAGCCUGCACUGAUUUUGGGCGGGCCGUCGGGGGUGGGUGGAGUAAUGGGAACAGGAGGAUCCAUGGGAGGUGGAACCACAGGCGCAAGCACCAAUCCUUUCCUUCUUUGAGAGAUUUCACAAAUCCCGUGUGCCCUGUCCACUCAACAACCAAUCCAAACCUGCCCUACCAACACAAACAGUUUGUGU
Sinocyclocheilus anshuiensis is the source of this 2589-nucleotide messenger RNA. RefSeq names its product epsin-1-like. Gene Ontology annotation, cellular component: plasma membrane; clathrin vesicle coat; endosome. Gene Ontology annotation, molecular function: phospholipid binding; clathrin binding. The transcript has 13 exons. Gene Ontology annotation, biological process: endocytosis. Bases 574 to 2511 code for a protein of 645 amino acids. The record is from RefSeq and is a predicted model, not a curated record. NCBI's taxonomy places the organism in Eukaryota, Metazoa, Chordata, Actinopteri, Cypriniformes, Cyprinidae.